CCCAGGAAACCGAGAAAGAAGCUAAAGCUAGUUUCUGGUUAUACUUGUUGAUGAGGAAUGGCCUCUGGUGUUAGAUUCGCGCGGUUUUUCGGUGGUUUUGUGUGCGGAGUCACCGUUAGCACUGGCGCGUGCGUGGCAGCUGUUCGAAUCUACCUUCACCCGGAGGAGAACAUUCUGGAGAGAGACAGUGCAGCACAGAGAAUCAUAAAGCUCUAUGGGCUGCCUGUGGCUGGCGCUGAGACCAGAUACUACACCAAUCACAUCUUGUCUUACGAUCAGAGCAAAAGGACGCCAAGAUGGGUGGCUGAGCACCUGUCUGCUGAAAAACUACUUGGAAAAGCCGACAGAAAACACUGCAAAUUCAAGGCAGACCCGAACGUCCCAGAGCUGUUCACAGCACACAAUGAAGACUACCUCGGCAGCGGCUGGUCCCGAGGACACAUGGCACCAGCUGGCGACAAUAAAUUUUCUGAGCAAUCGAUGGUGGAGACGUUCUAUCUGUCUAAUAUUGUCCCACAAAAUUAUGAGAACAACGCUGGUUUCUGGAACAGGUUGGAGAUGUAUUGCAGAGAGCUGACGGAGAGGUUUCGAGAUGUCUGGGUAAUUUCAGGACCGCUUACUCUUCCACAACCAGGAGAGGAUAAAAAGAAAACUGUUUCUUAUCAGCUGAUCGGCAAAGACGACGUCGCCGUGCCCACUCAUCUUUACAAAGUGAUCCUUGUGAGGAAAGAUCCUUCAUCAGACGUGCUGGCGCUCGGGGCCUUUGUAGUUCCCAAUGUUCCUAUCAGUUUCGAUCAUCAGCUGAAAGAGUACCAGGUGAGCCUCAGCGAGCUGGAAAGAAUGUCAGGCCUGACCUUCUUCCCUAAGCUGGACACAAGCCAUAGUGUGAAGAACCUUUGCCUUCUGGACUCCUGUGAGCUCAUGGACUUUAAGCAUUUCACUUUGUACAUUACUGGCCGUAAGGUAAAGGGUGUCCGGUCCUUGGCGAAGCUGGAGAAGAUCAUGGCGGAGCUCAAGGAAAUUGGUAUCACUCCAGAUGAAUACUUAAAUAAAUUAUACUUUGAGAGGAAACAAGAACUCUUAGGAAAGGAAAGCCCUCAGGUCAAAUAAGGUCAGAUAAGGACCUCUGUGACAUUUUUUUCUCCGGGUCCAAUGUCAGUAUUUUUCAGUUGUCUUUGUUAUCAGUGUACAGUAAGAGAUUAGACAUGCCUUUUGACCAUGUUUUCAAGAACACAGAAAUCAGGAUUUUGAAACUAAAACUUUGAGACUGUUUCAGUUUUAUGAAUGAUUUAAUUAUUAUUAAAUAUUUUAAUAUUAACAGUUGUUCUUGGUUCUCUAAUAAUUGUUCUUUAAUCGAUUAUUGUGGUGUUGAUUGUUUUGUUUGACUUUACUUUUGUUAAACUAUUUAUUAGAAACAAUUAUUCCAUGUUUUUUUUUUAGGUAUUUAUUAUAUAUUAGCAUCUUUUGCCAUUUUUCAUACUGCAGAGGAAAUUCAGAAGUAGGUCAGCUGUUAAGGUUGUGUGACUGAAAGCAAAACCUACUCUUCACCCUCCCUCUCGUUAUUUUAACAAAGGUACCCAGUUUGGCUGUCAUCAACAAAAAAAUAAUAAUAAAUGACAAGUUCUA
Clarias gariepinus (North African catfish) is the source of this 1626-nucleotide messenger RNA. RefSeq names its product nuclease EXOG, mitochondrial-like. Bases 58 to 1110 code for a protein of 350 amino acids. The record is from RefSeq and is a predicted model, not a curated record. Gene Ontology annotation, biological process: apoptotic DNA fragmentation. Gene Ontology annotation, molecular function: nucleic acid binding; RNA endonuclease activity; metal ion binding. Lineage: Eukaryota; Metazoa; Chordata; Actinopteri; Siluriformes; Clariidae. The transcript is spliced from 6 exons. Gene Ontology annotation, cellular component: mitochondrial inner membrane; nucleus.